AUGCGUCUAAAAACACUUCGUAAAGAACGACCAGCAUUUGAGAUCGAAGGUGCUGUUGUCAAUGGCAGUCGAAUGGAUAUAUCAAAUAGUGAUAUAAAAGCAUUUAGACAUCGAUCUAACACUUUAUUUGCUUUCCCAACAUCUCUACAUACGGAAUCAUCUACUUUAACUGUUUCACCAUUGGAUCACGCUAAUGAAAUGAAUUGUUAUUCUCGCGAGCAAACUAUUAUUCCAACAACAUCUCAACCUUCAAAUAUUUCACCUUAUCAAGCUAUUGAAGCUGCUUAUCUUGAACAUGGUAUUCGUAUACGUUUAAGUCCAUCGAGAACAGCUGCACCAGGUCAACAAUCAGAAAGAAAAUCUGCUAAUAGCUUUCAACGACAUUCAGCAUUUAUUAAUCGACAUCCGAGUCGAACAUCGAGUGUUCUUCAUUAUUCAACAACUAAUCAAGAUCACUGUAAUGAUUCUCGAUCAUUUAGUGCAUUACAACAAAUAUCUUCAAAUGAUUUUGAACAAACGCAUGAAUAUAAUGUCUCAUAUGCACAAUCAUCACAAAUACAAGAAGAAACACAUGAAGAUUAUUAUUCGUCAUUGAUGAAAACUAAUGAACAUUGUAAUCCUGCAAAUUCACCAGAACUAAUUUCUAUGAAAAAUGGUAUAAUAUCUUCAACAACGAUAUGUAAUAAUGAUCCUGAUCUUAUAUAUAUGACUUCAUUAAUGAAUCAGCCAAGUGGAGAAUGUGUUCGAGAAACGAUUCGUCGACGUGCUGGUUUACGAGGAACAUUUGCUGUACAUCGAAAUCCAUUAGCAGCAAAUUCUAUUCAACCUCAACAGUAUCUUCGAGAAAAAUCACCUAAUAUCAAUCGAACCUCUUUAACACGUAAUGCAACUAUUGCAGUUGUUCCAACAUCAUUACCACAAAAAAUUGAUAAUGAUAUUCUUAAACAUGCAUCACGUAUUCGAAGAACAAGUGUAUCAAAAGAUUAUUCAAUCAAAUCUCCAAGAACAAAUACAACCUCUAUUUUUAGUUCACCAUCAAGAACUAAUACAAUUUCUAUUGCUAGCUCACCAUCAAGACCUAAUACAGUUUCUGUUGCUAGUUCACAAUUAAGAAAUGAUGCAAUUUCUAUUGCUAAUACACCGUCAAGAACACAUAUAAUUUCUAUUGAUAGUUCACCACGAAGAGCUAGUACAAUUCCUAGUGCUAACUCAUUAUCGAGAGCUAAUACGAUUGCGAUCUCUGGUGCAUCACUAAGAACUAAUAAUAAUAAUAAUCAUAAUAAUAAUAAUUACUAUUCUUAUAAGCGAAAUUCAAUCAACAAAUCAUUAAAAUCAAUCAACCCAGAACCACUUGAAAUGCUUCUAACGCCAACACCACAUCCUACACCGUUGUCUAUGUACGAUGUACCUCCAAUAAAGUCAUCAUCAAUCAAUCGUAAUCUAAAAAAAUCAAUAAAACGGACUAAAUCAGCUGUAACUCCAACUGUUCAAAAUUCGAAUACCACUAAUGUUUCAUCAAAAGAUCAUUCAAUUUCAUCAUCAAUAUUACGUGAUGAAAGUUUAUCGUUAAUGAAAACAUCUACAUCAGAUGUAGUUCGUCAAUCAAAUUCAAUUGACUCAGGUUGUUAUGAUCGAAGUAGUAGUGGUGGUGAUAUACAAAGUUUUACAUCUUCAAGUAUGGUACGAAUACAAAGUUCAAUACCAUCAACACGAUUAACUAGCUCAGUAGCGCGUCGUUCAAACUCACAUAAAAGAGUUUCGUUCUAUGAAGAACCUACAGCAGUUAUAUUAACAACAGCAACUUAUGUAUAA
This is a messenger RNA of Rotaria sp. Silwood1, 1812 nucleotides long. The record is from the annotation of a GenBank genome assembly. Lineage: Eukaryota; Metazoa; Rotifera; Eurotatoria; Philodinida; Philodinidae.